Molecule: messenger RNA, 6017 nt
Organism: Erinaceus europaeus (western European hedgehog)
Lineage: Eukaryota; Metazoa; Chordata; Mammalia; Eulipotyphla; Erinaceidae
Gene: SMG6
Product: SMG6 nonsense mediated mRNA decay factor
Exons: 19
Coding region: 125-4351 (1408 amino acids)
Biological process (GO): nuclear-transcribed mRNA catabolic process, nonsense-mediated decay
Cellular component (GO): telomerase holoenzyme complex
Molecular function (GO): telomerase RNA binding; telomeric repeat DNA binding; protein binding
Source: RefSeq, a predicted model, not a curated record
CCGGGAGGGGGUGGGAGGUGGGUGAGCGCGCGCGCCGCCCGUCCGUCGUGGUUUCCUGGCUGCGCGCGGCGGCGGCGGCGGCGGCGGCGGCGGAGUAGCUGCAGCUGGAGCAGCAGCGGCGAAGAUGGCGGAGGGGUUGGAGCGUGUCCGGAUCUCCGCGUCGGAACUGCGAGGGAUCCUGGCCACCCUGGCUCCGCAAGCCGGGAGCCGAGAAAACAUGAAGGAGCCUAGACAGCGCAAAGAUAAUAGGCGCCCAGAUCUGGAAAUCUAUAAACCUGGUCUUUCUCGACUAAGGAACAAAGUUAAAAUCAAGGAGCCCUCUGGGAUUGAUGAAUAUAAGGAUGAAAUUGUUAAUGACAGAGACUCUUCUGUUGGAAAUGGUGUACAGCUCAUUAAAGAUGUCUGUAAGGAAUUAGACAACCAGAAUUGUCCUGCAGACCCAGAAAAUGUUCGAGUACAAGAAUCCUUUCCUAGGACUGCUGGACAAGAGGACAAAAGCCUAAGAAUUAUCAAGAGAGCAAAGAAACCUGACAUGCAGAUCUAUCAGCCUGGACGGCGUCUGCAUACUCUUAGCAAAGAAUUGACUAAUCAAGCGGAUGAGGAAGAAAUCAUCAACCAGGUAGAACAGCUGAGAGUAGAAGAUGAAUGCAGGGGGAAUGGAAAAGAAGAAGCUGUGAAUAAACCAGACAGAGAAGUGGCAGAUAAGAGCCCAUGUGGUGACAGAGUAAGAGUUCCAAAGGGAGAAAGAGGAAAGAGGGUUGAAAAAGGAGAGGGGAUGAAGAAAAUGAAUGAUGAUGCUGCACAAGGGAAGCCAGGUUCUGCAAAGCGCUACUCUCGCUCAGACAAACGGAGGAACCGCUACCGCACGUGCAGCACCAGCUCAGCUGGUAGCAACAACAGUGCUGAAGGAACUGGCCUCACUGACAAUGGAUGUCGCCGUCGCCGCCAGGAUCGGACCAAGGACAGACCUCGAUUGAAGAAGCAAGUAUCUAUGUCCUCGACUGACUCUUUAGAUGAGGACAGAAUUGAUGAGGUUGAUGGGCCCAGAAGUUCAGAAAGGAAAAAGCACUUAGAGAGAAACUGUUCUGGCCGUGGGGAAGGAGAGCAGAAAAGCAAUGGUAAAGAAAAUCGAGGCAAUCUUCGUGUCACUUUUGAUGCAGAAACCAUGAGUAAAGAUUCUCCUGCAGUGAGGUCAACCAGAGAGGAUAUGGAUAGGCUAAAGUCUGACAAAAGCUCGAGCAGUGGGGGCAAAGGCUCUGAGAAGCAGGGGUCCAAAAACCUGAAACAAGAACUUCAGGGUCGUGGUCGUGGCAUUCUGAUUCUGCCUGCCCAUACUACUCUGUCUGUCAAUUCUGCCAGUUCUCCAGAGUCAACACCUUUGGGACCUCGACUUUUAUUUGGGUCUGGCAGUAAGGGAUCUAGGAGUUGGGGUCGUGGAGGCACCACUCGGCGAUUAUGGGACCCUAAUAAUCCUGAUCAGAAACCUGCUCUAAAGAGCCAGACACCUCAGCUACAUUUCCUGGACACCGAUGAUGAAGUCAGCCCUACAUCCUGGGGUGACUCACGCCAGGCCCAAGCAUCUUACUAUAAAUUUCAGAACUCUGACAAUCCCUAUUACUACCCAAGAACACCAGGCCCUGCCUCCCAGUAUCCUUAUCCGGGCUAUAGCCCUUUGCAGUACCCAGUGGGCCCUACAAAUGGUGUGUACCCAGGCCCUUACUACCCAGGUUACCCUACUCCAUCAGGUCAGUAUGUUUGUAGCCCUCUCCCUGCCAGCACCAUGAGCCCCGAGGAGUUGGAGCAGCACAUGAGGAACAUGCAGCAGCAGGAGCUACAUAGACUUCUCCGGGUGGCUGACAACCAGGAACUGCAGCUCAGCAACCUACUCUCUAGGGACCGCAUCAGUCCAGAGGGCCUGGAGAAGAUGGCUCAGCUCAGAGCUGAACUACUACAGCUAUAUGAGCGCUGUAUUCUAUUAGAUAUUGAAUUUUCUGAUAAUCAGAAUGUGGAUCAAAUCCUAUGGAAGAAUGCAUUCUAUCAGGUGAUUGAGAAGUUCAGGCAACUUCUUAAGGAUCCAAAUGUUGAAAACCCAGAGCAAAUUCGGAACAGACUUUUGGAGCUCUUGGAUGAGGGUAGUGACUUCUUUGAUAGUUUGCUUCAGAAGCUUCAGGUGACUUACAAGUUCAAAUUGGAGGACUACAUGGACGGCCUUGCCAUUCGCAGCAAGCCGUUACGCAAAACAGUAAAGUAUGCUUUGAUUAGUGCCCAGCGAUGUAUGAUUUGCCAAGGAGAUAUUGCUAGGUAUCGGGAGCAAGCCAAUGACACAGCAAACUACGGGAAGGCACGCAGUUGGUACCUGAAGGCCCAGCACAUUGCUCCCAAGAAUGGACGUCCCUAUAACCAGUUGGCUCUGCUGGCAGUAUAUACGAGGAGGAAGCUUGAUGCUGUAUAUUAUUACAUGCGCAGUUUAGCUGCCAGCAACCCUAUCCUGACUGCCAAGGAGAGUCUCAUGAGCUUAUUUGAGGAGACCAAACGAAAGGCUGAACAAAUGGAAAAGAAGCAACAGGAGGAAUCGGAACUGAGUUCUGACCAGUGGCGGAAAGGAAAGAAAUCUACUUUUCAGCAUGUUGGAGAAGACACUACUCGCUUGGAGAUCUGGAUCCACCCAUCCCAUUCCCGCUCCUGCCAGGGCACUGAGUCUGGGAAGGACUCUGAACAAGAGAAUGGACUGGGCAGCCUGAGUCCCAAUGAUCUGAACAAAAGGUUCAUCCUCAGUUUUCUCCAUGCCCAUGGGAAGCUGUUUACCCGGAUUGGCAUGGAGACAUUUCCUGCAGUGGCUGAGAAGGUCCUCAAGGAGUUUCAGGUGUUGCUGCAGCAUAGUCCCUCUCCUAUUGGGAGUACCCGAAUGCUACAGCUUAUGACCAUCAACAUGUUUGCUGUACACAACUCCCAGUUGAAAGACUGCUUCUCUGAAGAGUGUCGCUCUGUGAUCCAGGAACAAGCUGCAGCCCUGGGCUUGGCCAUGUUUUCUCUCCUGGUGCGCCGCUGCACCUACUUACUUAAGGAGUCUGCCAAAGCUCAGCUGUCCUCUCCCGAGGAUGAGGAUGACCAAGAUGACAUCAAGGUGUCGUCCUUUGUCCCAGACCUGAAGGAACUGCUCCCCAGUGUGAAAGUCUGGUCCGACUGGAUGCUUGGCUACCCAGAUACCUGGAAUCCUCCACCUACAUCUCUGGAUCUGCCCUCACAGGUUGCUGUGGAUGUGUGGUCGAUGCUGGCUGAUUUCUGUAACAUAUUGACUGCGGUGAAUCAGUCUGAGGUGCCACUGUACAAGGACCCGGACGAUGACCUCACCCUUCUUAUCCUGGAAGAGGAUCGGCUUCUCUCGGGCUUUGUCCCUUUGCUGGCUGCCCCUCAGGACCCUUGCUACGUGGAGAAAACCUCGGAUAAGGUUAUUGCAGCCGACUGCAAAAGGGUCACAGUGCUGAAGUAUUUUCUGGAAGCCCUUUGUGGACAAGAAGAGCCUCUGCUGGCAUUCAAGGGUGGAAAAUAUGUGUCAGUGGCACCCGUCCCAGACACCAUGGGAAAGGAAAUGGGAAGCCAAGAGGGAAAACAACUGGAAGAUGAGGAGGAGGAUGUAGUGAUUGAAGACUUUGAGGAAGACUCAGAGGCUGAAGGCAGCGUGGCUGAGGAUGACAUCAGGGAACUUCGGGCCAAGAAGCUGGCUCUGGCCAGGAAGAUAGCUGAGCAGCAGCGUCGCCAAGAAAAGAUCCAGGCCGUUCUGGAGGACCAGAGUCAGAUGAGGCAGAUGGAGCUUGAGAUCAGACCCUUGUUCCUCGUACCAGACACCAACGGCUUCAUUGACCACCUGGCCAGUCUGGCACGGCUACUGGAGAGCAGGAAGUACAUCCUGGUGGUGCCCCUUAUUGUGAUCAAUGAACUGGACGGCCUGGCCAAGGGGCAGGAGACAGAUCACAGGGCCGGGGGCUAUGCCCGUGUGGUACAGGAGAAGGCCCGAAAGUCCAUCGAGUUCCUGGAACGGAGAUUUGAGAGUCGAGACUCCUGCCUGAGAGCCCUGACCAGCCGUGGCAAUGAACUUGAAUCUAUUGCCUUCCGCAGUGAGGACAUCACUGGCCAGUUGGGUAACAAUGAUGACCUGAUCCUCUCCUGCUGCCUCCACUACUGCAAAGAUAAGGCUAAGGACUUCAUGCCCACCAACAAAGAGGAGCCCAUCCGGUUACUGCGGGAGGUGGUGCUGUUGACGGAUGACAGAAACCUGCGUGUGAAGGCGCUGACAAGGAAUGUGCCCGUGCGGGACAUCCCCGCCUUCCUCACAUGGGCCCAGGUGGGCUGAGGGGGCCACACCAGGGCCCACCCCCAUGGAACCGCUCCUGAGAGGCCACCAGGUGCCCAGUGUAGCACAGAAGAUGCCCACGUGUCUGAGCCACCAGUCCACCCAGACAAUAAACCAUCCUCUUCCAACCCACACCGUGGCUGUGCUGUGGGGGAGCUACUCCUCACAGAGCCCCUCCCAAGGGUCGGGUGGAAGCUGCUGGGUCCCUCCUGAGCUGCCCAGAUUUACCAGGGAGGUGGCUGGCUGCAGUGACAGCAGGUGGGCCAGCCAGGUAGACUGCCCAUGCUCCCAGCCUUUCUCCCUCCCCGUCUGGUUCCAGGGCUGGGGGAAGGCCUUCCAGGAAGCCAGGGGACUUAGGCACUUUUCUUAGGUGGAGCUGGGGCAGCAAGUUUUAAAGAGUUUCUAUCAGAUGCAGGUGAAGUCACGGGUCCCUUUGAUGUUUUCAGAACCCCUGCCCUAAGUAUGUCCAAGAAGCUGUGGCUAUGCCAUGCAGAGAUUGCUCAGGGUGUAUCUCUCUCCCUGAGGCCUGAAUUCCCCCCAAGAGACCCAAACUGGGGUCUAGCCCCUGUGUCAGGAACAGCAGUCCUAGGCCCCCAGACCAAACACAGUGCCACAUGCAUACCCACCCACUCCCACUCUGUUGCUUUUCUUCCUGUCCAUGUCAGUCUGAGUCCCCUGCACUCUGCCGUUUGCGUUGCCCUUGGAUGGUCAUGGUUCUGCAGGGAUGAUCUCAGGCCCAUGCUCCCUGGGUGACCUCUCCCUACUCCUUCUACCCUCAUGGCCUAUUCUGCUCGGUUCUCCCCCCAUCCUUCCUCUCUUCCUCUUCAAUUUUACCCCCCUUUCCUUUCCUAGUUCCAGUCCUCUCGCUGUCCUAGUCCCCUCAAUUUCCUCACCUCACUUCCUUGCCAUGGGGGUUCUCGUUCUGACUCUCCUCAUUUACCUGUGGCAGGAACCUCUAAUAAAGCUUUUCCGCUCCUGACGUUUUCCAGACCCCUAUGGCUUAAGGAACUUCCAGGCUUCGACAACUUCUUUGGGAGGAGCACUUCCUACCUAGCCUAGUCUUCACCUCUUUCUAGCUUUGCCUGAAAGUAGACACAGGAGCUCUUUGGCUUUUUAAGGUUUUUGUUUGUUUGUUUUUUGGGUUUUUUUUUUUUUUUUUUUUUUGGUUUUUGUUUUGUUUUCUCUUUAGGUGGCACCUGUGUUCAAAGUUUCACUCGAGGUUUCCUACUGAGAAUGUGUUCUCCCAACCCCAGGUACAGGUGAGAACAGAUUAGUGGGAAAUCAGGCAAGGUUUUGAGGGAGGAAGCCAAGAGUAAUUUUUGAUGGGACAAGUGGGGGGAAACCCCCCCCAGAGCUCUCUCUUCACUGUUAGACUACUUCCCCUGCCCAAGAAAUGGAAGCAAGUCUACCCUCUCCAAAGCCCAAGAUUAUGCCAGAAGCAGGGGGACUGCAGGAGAGCACAGACAGUGGUUUGAGAUAUGAAUCCCCCAGGGUCUCAGAAGGCUGGGCUCUUUAGGGGUACAGAAUCUCCAGCCUCCCUCUCCUCUAAGGUCCUCUCCCCUGGAUGAAGGCUGAUGACUGGGUGGGUGGGAGACCACUCUCUCCUUUCUGUUCCAUUUGCAGCACUGGUUUUGUUUCCUUAAUAAAUGUUGAGUUAUGAAACACA